This is a messenger RNA of Fusarium graminearum PH-1, 642 nucleotides long. RefSeq lists its product as uncharacterized. The coding region runs from base 1 to 642 and encodes 213 amino acids. The record is from RefSeq and is a predicted model, not a curated record. Lineage: Eukaryota; Fungi; Ascomycota; Sordariomycetes; Hypocreales; Nectriaceae. The transcript is spliced from 4 exons.
AUGAUGGCAAAACCAUGGAAUGAGCACCGUGGGACUAUCACCAAGUUGUAUAUCCAAGAAGGGAGGACGCUCGAAGACACACGCAACAUCAUGAAAGAUCAAUACAACUUUGAAGCAUCAAUCCGUUCCUAUCGGCAACACUUUGACAUAUGGGAAAUUGGCAAGUACAACUGCAAGAAGCGCGACAGACGCCGUCGUCAAUCCUUCGCCAAAACCCUCCCACUCUCCCCACCGCACUCUCCCUCAGAUGUGCCGGGAGAGGGAGAACGCAGCUCGCCAACAUCGACUUCUAGCUCAAUGAGCCGACGCUCCUCAGAGCAGAAGCCAUUGCCUGUCCUGAAGCAGCCUCAAGCGUACACGGCUUACUUUUAUGACCAGGUUCGAGCUCAGGGCGAUCAGCAGGUCAAGAUUGAGAACAACAGCCGGGGGCCACUUUGGGAGAGCUUGGAUACUGACUCGUUCCGCAACUCGAAUGUUGUCGGUCUGCCCUUUAUCAUGAAUCUGCAGGCUGGCCUGCUCAUCGAGGAGCACGGCCGUCGUACUCCGGAAGUCCUCCACAGGGGUAUUGUCGAACAUCUUUGCACGACGCAGUGCCGCGGACCCGGAACUACUGCCCUCAAACCAAUGGAGGGAUUGGCUUGA